AUGUGGGUGUUUCACUCAAAAGUGGAGGCAGAUGAAGGUUUCCCGGUUUUUCAUGUUACAACACUUGCCGAUGUCCUGUUGUUUAAACACACUGUCUUUGGCGAUGCAUCAUUCAGACUGGAGUGGCUGUGGCACGAGGAGCUCAAGCGGCGGGGGAAGGACGCAGCGUCUCUGUCCCGGGUGUUCUGGAGGUUCUGUCAGACCCGUAUGCUGGUGGCCAUCUUCUCCCUGCUCAUCACCAUGGUGGCUGGAUUUGUUGGACCUGCUCUGCUGAUCCGAGCCCUGCUGGAGUACUCUCAGUGUGCAGAGGUGAAGCUGCUGUAUGGUCUGGCUCUGGUCGGCGGGAUUUUCCUCAUGGAGCUGACACGCUCCUGGUCUCUAGCUUUCAUGUGGGCUGUCAGCUACCGCACGGCCGCACGCCUCCGGGGAGCCGCGCUCACUUUCGCCUUCCAGAAGAUCCUGCGACUACGCAGCACUAAAGACAUCAGCACUGGAGAGCUGGUAAACAUUUGCUCCAGUGAUGGACAGCGUCUGUACGAGGCUGUCUCGGUGGGCUGUCUGCUGGCUGGAGGGCCUCUCGUUGGGAUUUUGGGUCUGUCAUACACCAUCUAUUUCUUAGGACCGACUGCACUCGUGGGAUCGGCCAUUUUUGUCUUCUUCUACCCCACCAUGAUGCUGGCCUCCCAUUUGACAGCAUAUUUCCGUAAAAGGUGUGUGGCGGUUACAGACCGGCGCGUCCGGCUGAUGAACGAGAUCCUGGGCUGUAUUAAGUUCAUUAAGAUGUACUGCUGGGAGACGGCGUUUGCUAACAACAUUCAAAGGGUUCGAUCAGAAGAGAGGAGGAUCCUGGAGAGAGCCGGCUGUGUUCAGAGCCUAACGGUAGGUGUGGCUCCAGUGGUGGUGGUGAUAGCCAGCGUGUGCACAUUCACACUUCACAUGGCUCUGGGCUAUGAUCUCACCGCAGCACAGGCCUUCACCAUCGUUGCUGUUUUCAACUCCAUGACCUUUGCUCUAAAGGUCACGCCCUUGGCGGUGCGUGCUUUAUCCGAAGGCUCCGUGGCGACGGUGGGUGUGGCUCCAGUGGUGGUGGUGAUAGCCAGCGUUUGCACGUUCACACUUCACAUGGCUCUGGGCUAUGAUCUCACCGCAGCACAGGCCUUCACCAUCGUUGCUGUUUUCAACUCCAUGACCUUUGCUCUAAAGGUCACGCCCUUGGCGGUGCGUGCUUUAUCCGAAGGCUCCGUGGCCGUGAAAAGAUUUCAGAAGCUCUUCUUGAUGGAGGACAGGGAGCUGAUCUCAAACAAAACGGAAGAUCCCUAUAAUGCGGUGGAGUUUAAAGACGCCACACUGGCCUGGGAGAAGACCAGCGGCUCGCAGGGGAAAAAGAGCCGAGCCCAGCAGAAAAGAGGAGGCAUGAAGAGGGUUUUGAGGAGGGAGAAGCUGAGCUUGUACAUCACCACAGAGAACAGCAAAGGGGAGAGCGAGGAAGCCAACGCAGAGCACCUCCUCACACACAUGGAGCAGGAGAGCCCACAGAGCACCAUCUCCUCCACACAGAGCAUCCGACCUCCGCUGCACAAAACCCUGCACCGCAUAGACCUCUGCAUCCGGAAGGGGUCACUGGUUGGGGUUUGUGGAGGAGUCGGCAGUGGAAAGAGCUCGCUGCUAUCUGCUCUACUGGGACAGAUGACCCUUCUUGGCGGCUCAGUAGCUGUAAACGGAGACUUCGCAUAUGUUGCUCAACAGGCCUGGAUCCUCAACGAUUCCCUCAGGGAGAACAUCCUGUUUGGACAAAAAUACAUUGAGGAGAAGUACAACGCAGUUCUGGAAGCCUGCUGUUUAUUUCCUGAUAUUAUUGAGCUGCCAUAUGGCGAUAUGACUGAGAUAGGAGAGAGAGGAGCCAAUCUGAGCGGCGGUCAGCGGCAGAGAGUGAGUCUGGCCCGUGCGCUGUACAGCGAGAGACCCGUCCUUCUGCUCGAUGACCCCCUCAGCGCCGUCGACGCUCGCGUGGGAUCGCACCUAUUCCACAGCGCCAUCCGCCGCACGGCCAAGAGCAGGACUGUCAUCUUUGUCACGCACCAGCUGCAGUUCUUGCCUGAGUGUGAUGAGGUGGUGUUAAUGAAGGACGGUCAGAUAGCAGAGCACGGCACGCACAUCCAGCUGAUGGAGAAAGGCCGAGACUACGCUGCCCUUUUCAACAGCGUGCAGCAAGAGGUGCGAAAACACAAGGUUACACUUUUUUGUUGUUCUUCUCUCUUUCUGUCGUCUGAUGUGCCCCUCACAGAUCAGCUCAUGCAGGCGGAGGAAAAGGGGAGCGGGGCCGUGGCCUGGCAAGUGUACACUACUUACAUCAAGGCUGCAGGAGGGCCUCUGGCUUUCAUCGUAAACAUCCUCCUCUUCCUCUUCACCACCGGCAGCAUCGCCUUCAGCAACUGGUGGCUCAGUCACUGGAUCGGGCAAGGUAGUGGGAAUUCCUCGCUGCUGCAGGGGAACGAGACCGCCGAGAGCGACAGCAUGCGACUGAAUCCGCACAUACAGUACUACUCCAGGGUGUACGUCUUAUCCAUGGGGGCGGCGCUCUUCCUGAAGACGGUGCGAGGGCUGGUGUUCGUCAAGUGCACUGUGCGGGCAGCCUCGGUUCUGCAUGAUAAACUAUUUAAGACUCUACUUCUGAGCCCCAUGCGCUUUUUUGACACAACACCCCUGGGACGCAUUCUCAACCGAUUCUCCAGGGACAUGGAUGAGGUUGACGUGCGUCUGGCGAUGCAAGCCGAAAUGCUGCUCCAGAAUGUGACAUUAGUGCUGUUCUGCCUGGGCAUGGUGGGCGUUGUCUUUCCCUGGUUCCUGUUCUCCAUCAUUCCUUUAGGGGCGUUCCUCUUCAUCGUCAACCGCAUCUCCAGGGUUCUCAUUUGUGAGCUGAAGCGCCUGGAAAAUAUCAGCCAAUCCCCUUUCACCUCUCAUAUCACCAGCAGUCUGCAAGGCCUGUCCACUAUCUAUGCUUACGGCAGGGGUGCUGACUUCAUACACAGGAAUCAAGCCCUGCUUGACACAAACCAAGCGUGUCACUAUCUGUUCAGCUGUGCUAUGCGCUGGCUGGCUGUGCGUCUGGACCUCAUCAGCAUUUCUCUCAUCACCACUAUAGCCCUCCUCAUCGUCUUCAUGCACGGCCGCAUUCCUCCUGCCUACGCCGGUCUGGCCAUCUCCUACGCCGUACAGCUAACCGGCCUGUUUCAGUUCACCGUGAGGCUGCUUUCUGAAACCGAAGCCCGCUUUACAUCAGUGGAGCGGAUCAAUCAUUACAUAAAGAACCUGGAAAGCGAAGGUACCCGACAGAUCUGCGGCUCCUCCGCUCCUGCUUCCAGCUGGCCAGAAGAAGGACGAAUCACCUUCCAGAAUGUGGAAAUGCGAUAUCGGGAUGACCUUCCUCUGGUUCUGAAGAAUCUCUCCUUUAGUGUACUUCCAGAAGAGACCGUAGGGAUAGUUGGCAGAACGGGUUCAGGUAAAUCUUCACUGGGCGUCGCACUCUUCAGACUAGCAGAGCUCAGCCGAGGAUCAAUCAUCAUUGAUGGUGUCAACAUCGCUCACAUUGGUCUGGAGGACUUGAGGAGCAAGCUGUCAGUCAUCCCCCAAGAGCCGGUUCUUUUCAUUGGUACUGUCAGAUCAAAUCUGGAUCCCUGGGAUCAGUAUACAGAUGCACAGAUCUGGGAAGCACUGGAGAAAACGCACGUUAAGGACAUGGUAAGCCAGCUGCCUAAUUCACUGCAUUCAGACGUGACGGAGAACGGAGAGAACUUCUCAGUGGGAGAGAGACAGCUGCUGUGUGUGGCCAGAGCUCUUCUCAGACACAGCAAGAUCCUGCUGUUAGACGAGGCAACAGCUGCGAUUGACACAGAGACAGACCGCCUCAUACAGGACACCAUUCGCACCUCGUUCAGUGGCUGCAGCACUCUCGUGAUCGCGCAUCGCCUCAACACUGUGCUGAACUGUGACAGGAUCAUGGUCCUGGACCAGGGGCAGAUUUUGGAGUUUGACACCCCUUCAAACCUGCUGGCUGAUGAAGACUCACGUUUUCGUGCCAUGAUGUUGGCAGCUGAAGAAACGCUUAGUCACCCCUAAGAAGUCAGCAGCCACUGAAGACAUCCAGAGAGACACAGAGACACAUCCGGAGAGAGCAGAGCUCCUCCAGCCAGCUGAGAAGACUGAAAUCCUUGAAGCUGCUCAAACUGAGAUUGUCCGUUUGUUUGGUGUACUUUAAGACGAUGCUCAUGUUGUUAUUAGCACACAGAGAGAUUCUGAGUUUAUAUAGUGUAUGAUGUCCGACGGAAACGUUCAUGUUGAUGGCACUUUAUUUGUGUUACGUGGCUGAAGAAUCCUGCCUUCCGCAGAAGCAUCAGGACUCCUGGAGUCAGUCUGAACAAGUGUUGACUGAGUGUGUUUCUCAUACGAGACUUCCUUCUACUUGGGUUUGGAGGAAGUAGAUUUUGCACACUGAUAAUGUAUUUGUUUUCCUGUCUUUAAGCAUUUAUUUGCUGUGUAAAAGUAUGCAAGAUAUGUAUCGACCAUAAGGUAUCCUAUUGAUUUGCCUUAUUUGUAUCUGAGGUUUUCAGGCAUAUAUGAAUCCAACCAAAGAUGACGUUCAGAUCAGUCACACAUAUCAAACAUUCCAGAAAUCAGCACAAAAUGUUUAUUUUUAUAUCUGCUUGUGCUUUUGUUGUUACUCAUACUGUGUAAGUUGUGUGCCUCUGCUGUCAUAUAUUUGGCAGAUAUCUGUCAAAAGCAUUGUGCGAAUAGUGUUUUAGUGACGAAAAUGUGCAAUGUGAAUUCUUGCAAUAAUUCAACGUUCUUAUUUGUACGAUUUCUGCGUAAUAUGCUGUUCUGAUUUAAAAAAAAAAAUUUUUUUGCUUACAACUUUCAUUGAUUGUCAUUAUGCUGGGUUGAUUAUAUCCUCCGGAGAAUCCAAAGAGACUUUAAUUUAUGUUUGAAAUCAAGGUAGUUUCAUGCACACAUGGAGGCUGGGAAGAUUGUAAUGCUAAAUAUCUCAUUCAUUCUUGAGGAGUGACUGUACUACUUCAUCUCAAGACUACACUUUGUGAUCUCUUCAGGAAUGGAUGACUUGGUUGGUUUUAUUUUCCAGGCUGAAAAUUGCACAGUGAACAUUUAUGUACCUGAAACAUGCAAGGCCUUUGGGGGUCUAUAUAUAUUUUUGUAUAAAUAUAUAUGGCAUACCGUGCAGUAUCUGUUUAGAUGUUUGUCUUGGAAAUAUCAAGAUAAAGAGAAACUGGUUCAUAAGCUUAGAUACAGUAUGCUUAUCAUUAAGAGUUGCCUUGUUCUUUAUGAUUCAGAGAUUAUAGUUUUGUGGUUGUUUUAUGAACACUUGUUUUAUGAUUGUUACAAAAAAUACUUUAAUUGAA
Sinocyclocheilus grahami is the source of this 5411-nucleotide messenger RNA. RefSeq names its product multidrug resistance-associated protein 5-like. Gene Ontology annotation, molecular function: ABC-type transporter activity; ATP binding; ATP hydrolysis activity. The record is from RefSeq and is a predicted model, not a curated record. NCBI's taxonomy places the organism in Eukaryota, Metazoa, Chordata, Actinopteri, Cypriniformes, Cyprinidae. Gene Ontology annotation, cellular component: membrane. Gene Ontology annotation, biological process: transmembrane transport.